AUGUGCGCAAAUUUCAAUCUCAAGGACAAUCAGGUUGCAGAUUUGGCUAACUAUAUGGGCCAUACCGAAAAAAUCCAUAAGGAAAUAUAUCGUCAACCUGUAUUAACAAGAGAAAUCGUACACAUUUCCAAACUAUUGGAAGCAGUGCAAGAAAAUGAUGGCGAGGAUUCCGAAGACGACUCGGAUACGGAUUGGAAUCUAGUUAGUUGUAACACAGACAAACUCGUCUCUUGUAGUAGUACCAUUGCCAAUGAUAGUAAAGAAGCUACUUCAACUACGUCACAAAGCAUGGAAAUCGAUUUUCAAUUAGAAGAGGCAGUGAUUUCGACUCCGUCUCCUAAUGUCAAAUGCCGUAGGAUCCGUUGGUCUGAAGAAGAGAAAAGAAUAGCUUCAGAAGCCUUCAAAGAAUACAUUCUGAAUAAUACAUUGUCAUCAUUCCAAAAAAUUCAGGAAGUCAUGAAUGCAAAUCCAGGUGUAUUUCAUAGAAGUGUAGCCACCAUUAAAACCUGGGUCAAAAAUGAACAGUUGAAAGAAAUCAAGAGAGGGAAUUGA
Molecule: messenger RNA, 552 nt
Organism: Coccinella septempunctata (seven-spotted ladybird)
Lineage: Eukaryota; Metazoa; Arthropoda; Insecta; Coleoptera; Coccinellidae
Exons: 2
Coding region: 1-552 (183 amino acids)
Source: RefSeq, a predicted model, not a curated record